AUGACCAAGAAUGAAGCGACGGUGACGAGGAGAGGAAAAGUAUUUCUCUUUUCUUUCUUUUUGCUGUGGCGACAGGGGGUAGGGAUACGUUCGCAGUUAGGUCUCUCUCUCUCUCUCUCUCUCUCUCUCUCUCUCUCCCCUCUCUCUCUAUAUAUAUAUAUAUUUAUAUAUAUAUAUAUAUAUAUCACUCUCUUUCGCUCCCUCUCUCCAUUUAAUUUCACUCUCUCACUUUCUUUCUCUCUCCUUUUCUCCAUCUCUCUCUACUCUCUUUCUAUUUUCUCUCUAUCUCUCUUAUUAUUUCUCUGCCUCUCUCUCUCCAUUCUUUGUCUCUCUUUCUUUGUCUCUUUUUCUUUUUCUCUCUUUCUCUCUCUUUCCCUCUCUCUUUAUCUCCCUCUCUUUCUCUCUCUUUCUCUCUCUCUUUCUCUCCAUAUCUUUCUCCAUCUCUCUUUCUCUAACUCUCUCUCCCCCCUUUUCUUCACUUUCUUUCUCUUUUCCCUUCUUUAUCUCUCAUUCUCUUUUUGCUCUAUCUUUCAUUGUUUCUCUCUCUUUCUCUCCAUUUUUCUCUCUCUUUCUCUUACUCACGUUCAUUCUUUCUUUAUCCCUUUCUUUAUCUUUUUCUCUCAUUUUCUUUCUCUCUCUUUCAUUCAUUCUUUCUAUUUUUUCUCUCUUUUUCCUUCUCUCUCCCCCUUUCAUUUUCUCUCCCACUUUCUUUCCCUCUCCUUCUUUUUCUUUCUCACUCUCUCUUUCUCUUCAUUUCUUUCCUUCUAUCUCUUUCUCUCUCUCUUUCUUUCUCUCUCUUUCUCUCCAUCUCUUUCUCUUUCUUGUUAG
This is a messenger RNA of Acanthosepion pharaonis, 828 nucleotides long. Lineage: Eukaryota; Metazoa; Mollusca; Cephalopoda; Sepiida; Sepiidae. The record is from the annotation of a GenBank genome assembly.